Molecule: messenger RNA, 3427 nt
Organism: Oreochromis niloticus (Nile tilapia)
Lineage: Eukaryota; Metazoa; Chordata; Actinopteri; Cichliformes; Cichlidae
Gene: ackr4b
Product: atypical chemokine receptor 4b
Exons: 2
Coding region: 1454-2560 (368 amino acids)
Biological process (GO): calcium-mediated signaling; immune response; G protein-coupled receptor signaling pathway
Cellular component (GO): membrane; external side of plasma membrane
Molecular function (GO): C-C chemokine receptor activity; scavenger receptor activity; C-C chemokine binding
Source: RefSeq, a predicted model, not a curated record
GUCUUUUUUUUUCCUCUCCUGAAAUACAGUAACUUUAUUACUUCAAUGAGCAGAUAAUACCAGUUGGAGAUUAAAAAAAAAAAACACAUCAUCGAGAUCCUCUAAACAAGAUAUUACAAAAGUGGUCACAGCGGCAAUGUGUAAUGUGCCCUAUCUGCGAGAAUGAGCAAUGAAUCCUUUGGAAUUUCCCUGGUUGAGAAUCCACUUUGAGACAAACCCUAAGGGCACAAACAGGGUGACCAACUGAUGGUGUCGCCUUCCUGCUUAGGUCCCCUCUGGACAGGACAUAUGGACACCAGACAGCAGCAGACAUCUUUAGUUUAAGAGCUCUCACAACACGAAAACCACGCGUGAGAGCAUGUGAAUUCUUAAACUUGAUUUGACAGGGGUUGAGGUUUUGCAUUUACUCUCUGGCUACAGAACUGCAAACAAACAGUAACUGAUUAUCCUCAGACUGUAGCAAACACGAAAUUUACAGCAGACACCACCCAUAAAACACAUUUAGGAAAGCCCGUUUGGCCCAGAGGCAGGUGAGGUUUUCCUGUGAACCCUUACAUAACGGUCCAUGAUCCAAAGCAUGCCCAUGCAUGUCCUAUCAUCCCUGGUAUGAAUUUAAACCUUCCCAACCCAGUAAUUAGAUUUCCUGACAGGAUGAUAUGCAGUUGUUUUUUUCAGGAAAAAAUAUAUCAAGUCAAUAUGCAAUUUUAACAUAGCUAAAGGCUCUUUUUCCCCUCUAAUGAAAACUAAUGUUCCUUUUCUUUGUCUGGCUGGAAUUUUUAUGGAUACAUUUCAUUAUUUAUUUCUGGCCCAAAUCCAAUUGUCUUGUAUAUUUUUGUUUGAUAUAUUUAUAUACAAGAAGUGAAAGAGUGUGGGAGAGCCAAAAAAAAUAGCCGAGCGUUUCUGAGGAAGCAAAAAUAAGGAAAUAGUAGAAAAAAAGCAAAAAACAUUACUCUAGUUUCACUUUUAUAUUUCAAAUUACCAAAGCUGCUGCUACUAGGAGUGAGGCCGGUAAAGUAUGUACAAAGAAAAGAAAAGGACAACCACCAACAGGCACUCCCUGUGUGUAAGAGGCUCAAGAGAGCAUAAGUUCAUAAUUUACCAGCGAAUGAAAAACAGCCUGUCUUUAUAUGGUGCAUUGUUUUCAUAUUCUGUGCUGUGCAGACGACUCAAGGAAUUUGUAUUCGUCUUAGACAUCCCUCCUUGAACCUGAUCCACACUCAAACGCACACGCGCGUGCGCACACGCACUCACACUGACAAAUGCAACGUCUGUGUUACGUGGUGAAGGGACACGCUCCUACAGUGUCAGAAGUGAAGGGAGUGGGGCUGGCUGAAGCAGAGAUUAGUCACUGCAGUGCCAGAGUGAAUGCAACAUUUUUCCUCAGAAUACACAACAAUAAACGGAUCACUGUUAACUCUACGGUUCUUGGACAGGAACACAAACACGAAUAAGUAUGGCCGACUUUGACUAUCAGCACGACGAUGAUUCAAAUGAAACUUACGACUACAAUUAUGAACACACCAUCUGUGACAAGGAAACAGUCCGUUCCUUUGCCGGCGUCUUCCUUCCGGUCAUCUAUGCCCUGGCUCUGAUAGUUGGCCUGGCGGGAAACGCCUUGGUAGUGGUGGUUUACACGUCACGGCUGAAACUGCGAACCCUGACAGAUGUGUGCAUCCUCAACCUUGCCAUUUCAGACCUGCUGCUUCUCUUCACCCUGCCUUUCUGGGCGGCUGAUGCUGUCCACGGGUGGAUGCUGGGUACGGCAGCCUGCAAGCUCACAUCCUUCCUCUACAGCACCAACUUCAGCUGCGGCAUGCUGAUGCUUGCGUGCAUCAGCGUGGAUCGCUACCGCGCUGUAACCAAAAAUCCAACGGGCAGAGCUGGCACCGGAUCCCAAGUCAGGAGACAGUGGUCCCUGGUGUGCCUCAUGCUGUGGACUACAGCCAGCAUUCUCGGCCUUCCUGAACUUAUCUUCUCCACAGUGAAGCACACCCAUUACAGGAUUAGCUGCACAGCCAUCUACCCGCAUAGCAUGGCCCGACCUGCAAAGGCUUCCCUGGAGCUGCUUGAGGUGAUCCUGAGAUUUGUGAUACCUUUCCUGGUCAUGGUGGUGUGCUACUGCCGAGUGGGACUGGCGCUGAGUAAGGCCGUCGCGGUGCGACGAGAGAAAAAGUGGCGAGCCCUGCGUGUCCUCCUGGCUGUGGUGGCCGUAUUCCUGCUCACCCAGCUGCCCUACACGGUAGUCAAGCUUUGCCGAGCGAUGGACAUCAUUUACAUGCUCGUGACCGACUGUGAUGUCAGCAAGGGCUUGGAUCACGCUAUGCAGGUGACAGAAAGCCUGGCUCUCACCCACGCCUGCAUUAACCCGCUGUUGUACGCCUUCAUGGGGUCGUCCUUCAGGAGUCACGUUCUAAAGACUGCCAAGCACCUUGGACAGCGACUUGGGAGGCACCAGAGACACGUCAACGAGGAACCCGUGGAGAUUGCGCUCCAAGCGUGUAAUCAAACCCAAUCCCAGUCGGAUUCAGAAGAACAAGACACCAGCACCUUUACUAUUUAAGACUCAAAACAUGCGUCUAUUUUUUGUAAACUCUCAUACAAAAUUGCACGUACACAGUAUAAAUAUAUUUACGUUCCCUUCCUAAUAUGCAAGACAGAUGCCCAUAAGCAUAAAUGUUAAUUCUCUGUUUAAUAAUUGUGUAUGUACAGUGAAUUUAUAUGCACUAACCAGCAAAGUAUUUUGUAUAAAUUAUGUAUUUUGUUAAAUAAAAGAAAGUUUUCAAUAGCAUGCAUCUGUCGCAACUGAGUGCAGCUGAUGCGCUCGUUCUCGAGUUCUUUGCAACAAAUCUAAUACAGCUUCAUCGUCUACGCCACCUUAAACGAGCUCAUCUGCGUCUCAUUUCAUUACAUCCCGUGGUUUUGGGUUGGGAUGAUGGAUGACUUGACUGCACAGUGGGUGGGUGACCCAUCGAGUGGAAAAACAUUUGGCAAGCAAAGACAGGACAGCAACCGGCAGGAAGCACCCCACCAUGCUAUCAAAGCUGAAUAUUGUGCGGAGAAGUUUAAAGAGCGACUGCUGUUUUCAUCUAAUCUCCUUUUUAUCCUUUCAAUAACACAAGUUUUAUAGCUUGCAGUAAAACCCAAUCCACAGUUUUUUCCAGAUUACGCUUCAAACUUAGAAUCCAGGCUCAGCCCUUUGCUGAGGAAGGGCGAGAAACCAAGAGGUCAAAGUUUACUCAAGCCUUUUUACACAACAACAAAGAAGACUCAAAAUCUGUUGAUCGCAAUUACCACAAGUACCUCCUGAACAUCAAAGACAAACAUGAAUUCAUUGUUUACCAUUCUUUCCCUCUUGUUAGUCAUUCUUUUCCAGAGCAAUGCCUUAGAUCCCCAAACUAAGUGUGUCUAGCACAUGUUUAGGCCACAA